CACACGCAGGUGUUUCCCGCCGCUGUGGUGCGUGUGCGCGUUUCCGAUGCAUUAGCGGUGCGUGAGUUCAUUGCUGCAGCGCCAAAUAGCGCGCCGGCGCACCCUUGGGAGUUUUAUCAAUACAAUGUGCGACGCAGCAAUGCAAUUGGCGCCUUUCGCGCCUUACCCGACACACGUGACACCAGUUGCACCACACGCCGAUACCACCUGACUGCUGCUCAGCUCGUGCGCUCACGCGUCUCCAUAAUCAUUGCCUUUCAUAACGAAGCGCGCUCCGCCCUCAUACGUACCAUUAUGACGCUGUAUCUGCGCACACCACCCCGCCAUCUAUACGAGUUGAUACUGAUCGAUGACUGCAGUGAAGAUAUUGAAUUGUUGCCUGCACUGCUUCGCCUCCAGCUGCCACCAUUUAUGCGCGAUUUUUCAUCCUCAGCGACCGCGAAAUCUUCUCGCACGCACACCAGGUCAGCGCCGUCUGCCGCCUCACCGCAAGUUACAAUUAAAACAGCGCGUAAUAAGCAGCGCUCGGGUGUGAUUGCAUCACGUAAUCGUGGCGCCCGUCUUGCCACCGGCGACUAUUUACUCUUUCUCGACAGUCAUUGUGAGGUUAAUAUUGGUUGGCUGGAGCCACUGCUGGUGCGCGCGGCUGAGGCCGCCGGCGAUGGCGUGAUUGCCGUCAGUCCCGUGCUGGACGGCAUUGAUGCCGAGUCAUUGGCGUAUACGGCGAGUUCCAACAAUCUCAUGGGUGGUUUCGAUUGGAAUUUACAUUUUCAUUGGAUACCGCGACCACAAUCAAUACAAUCACUGCAACAACAACAGCGACCACAACAUUUCGCUCAAAAUGUCAACGCAAAAACCGCAUAUUUACGAGAUUCUGGUUGGGAGGACAAGCUAUUCGGUGAAGCGCGAAUGCGACGCAACACAAAUACCGCCGCAAUGGCAUUCAAAAGCCCCACUGUUGCCGGAGGAAUUUUCAUGAUCACUCGUGAUUGGUUUUUUAAAUUGAAUGGUUUCAAUCCAUUGCUGGAGACUUGGGGUGGCGAGUCCAUUGAAUUCUCCAUUAAAUUGUGGCUUUGUGGCGGUCAAAUCGAGAUUGUGCCAUGCAGCCGAGUCGGACAUAUUUUUCGCAAAGAGCAUCCAUUUCGUUUUCCCAAUGGCAGUGAUAGUCAGACAACGUAUCUAAGGAAUUCAAAAAUCAUCGCCGAGUCUUGGCUGGACGCUUACAAAUACUUUUUCUACGCUUCCAAGCCGGCAGCCAAGCAUAUCUCCGUUAACCAGACCGACAUACAGCUCAGCUAUCAACUAAAAAGUACACUCAAUUGCCGGCCAUUCUCCUGGUAUUUGCUGCAUGUUUUCCCACAACUCAAGCUGCCCAAUGAUGACUUCAUCGCAUUUGGCACUCUAAGCUGCGCCGAGCUUUGCUUGCAAAUCACCAAUCGUGCCACCAACAUCGAUAUCGACAUCGACAUUGUCAGUCAAGUGCAUAUGAGUAGCUGCUUCCAUAGUGAUGUGACGCAUUGGUAUCUGCAUCGACAACAUUCCCAAUUGCGUGCGAGUUCCGGUGCGUGUCUCAAUGUGGAGCGAAUGCCAAAUCGCACGAAUUGGUGGAGGCGUCCGACUCGCCCAUUCAAUUUUCGUGUAGUGCUGCAGCCUUGCAGCGAUGGUGAGGAUGUUGGCGAAAAUGUUGGCCAUUAUCAAAAGCAAAAUCAACGUUGGCUUCGACGUGGCGGUUGGCUGGUGCACCAGCAGACGCAACUAUGUCUCGAUAAUCCGCUAAGCGAUGUGGUGGUCGUCAGUCAUUGCCGUUUUGCAGCACCAACGCAACUGUUUCGUUUCGCCAUGGAGCUGCAACGAUUGUAGAAUGAAUGUAUGGCGCGCGGCGGGUAAAGAAGGAACGGCACUGAAGUAGGUAGGUGUUCAACCGAAGAUCCAAAUGUGAAUGUUGUUGGAGAUGGAUAUUGACUUGAAAUGCAAUACGACAACACUGGCACUGCUGCGGAUACGAACGUAUUUUGAUAGAUGCAGAAAUUAACUAGAAGCUUUGCAAGUCGGAUUAAAUUUGUAUCGAUGUGGUUUUAAAGACCAAAGCAUAGUUGGACAAAAUUAACUUAAGCAUUAGAUAUAA
Messenger RNA from Rhagoletis zephyria (snowberry fruit fly), 2125 nucleotides. Its product is annotated as putative polypeptide N-acetylgalactosaminyltransferase 13. Gene Ontology annotation, biological process: protein O-linked glycosylation. Gene Ontology annotation, cellular component: Golgi apparatus. The record is from RefSeq and is a predicted model, not a curated record. Lineage: Eukaryota; Metazoa; Arthropoda; Insecta; Diptera; Tephritidae. Gene Ontology annotation, molecular function: polypeptide N-acetylgalactosaminyltransferase activity.